This is a messenger RNA of Fonsecaea erecta, 1218 nucleotides long. RefSeq lists its product as hypothetical. The coding region runs from base 1 to 1218 and encodes 405 amino acids. The record is from RefSeq and is a predicted model, not a curated record. Gene Ontology annotation, cellular component: RNA polymerase II transcription regulator complex. The transcript has 4 exons. Lineage: Eukaryota; Fungi; Ascomycota; Eurotiomycetes; Chaetothyriales; Herpotrichiellaceae. Gene Ontology annotation, biological process: positive regulation of transcription by RNA polymerase II. Gene Ontology annotation, molecular function: DNA-binding transcription factor activity; protein dimerization activity.
AUGACUCCUGGUACCCUAUCAGGAUCUUCGACGAAUUCGAUGCCGUACCUAAACUCUGCCCACUCGCCAACCGGUGCGGGAACCUCACCUUACACUCCGGAUAACCCAUCCGCGCCUCCAGCCCCUUUCAACGGUGGCUUACACCCGCAACCCAAUGGCCUCCCACCGCCAACGUCAGAUCCGAGCCCCCAUCCAAAUAGAGGUAGCGGCGACUUUGACGACUCCCGGAGGAGCAGCGUUGCUUCAAACAGCAUACACACAGGCAUGAACAAUCUCGGGCUCGGUCCAACAUCCCCCUAUACAAGCACCAAUGCCUCGCAGACGUCUCUCGUCUCCGGCCUGCAAAGGGAGCGAGGUAUUCAGACAAAUGGGUAUGGCGGGGGAGGCGGCCGGUAUUCCACCAUGAGCGGGCCAAUCUCGUCCUUCGGAUCGAAUCGCGGUGGAAGAGGUGGUUUCGCUGCGGGACGAGUAGCACCUCCGAUUCUCGAGAACCCGAAACAGGAAGUUUACAGUGCAGAAGCGCCCACUCGAGGCCAGGCAUAUGCAUUCCCCGAUCCGGACGCGCCUCGGCCGCCAGGCAGACCUCCUUCAACGUAUUCGCGCCGGAACAGUUUCGCAGACUCAUUCUCCAGCAGCAUUUUGACAGUGGAAUCCAGCAGAUUACCAUUGGGGCAGCAAGAAUUACCCGAAGCUCACCAUCACAGUUUACAACACAAACAACUAGACAGUCUUCGAGGCGAUCCUGACUCUCCCAAUGGAACCACCCCCUACAGUCGCACACCAGAACUGCGAGUAACUCAUAAGUUAGCCGAGCGCAAGAGACGAAGUGAGAUGAAGGAUUGUUUUGAAUUGCUGAGGAGUCGAUUACCAGCCAGUCAAAAUAACAAGUCAAGCAAGUGGGAAACGUUGUCACGAGCUAUUGACUAUAUUGGACAGCUUGAAAGUCAGAAUAAGCAAGCACGAGCCGAGUUUGAAAGCCAGCGGAUGAAGAUGGCUGAACUUGAAGCCAAGAUGCACGAAAUGAGUCGACAAAUGCAGGGAAUCCAGCAACCUCAGGGCUCCUUUCCCCCUCCACCGACAGUGAUGCCACAGAGCCCCCUCGGAUACGCGCCUCACUUUAACAACCACAUUGACGGCCCCAACGAGCCAACACGGACGCUUCCGCCGAUAAUGAGCACCACCUCGAUGCAAGGCAUACAAUAUGAUGACCGGCGGUAG